This is a messenger RNA of Branchiostoma floridae (Florida lancelet), 2593 nucleotides long. Its product is annotated as putative ankyrin repeat protein RF_0381. The record is from RefSeq and is a predicted model, not a curated record. Bases 202 to 1548 code for a protein of 448 amino acids. Gene Ontology annotation, molecular function: protein binding. Gene Ontology annotation, biological process: intracellular signal transduction; protein localization to ciliary inversin compartment. Gene Ontology annotation, cellular component: ciliary inversin compartment. The transcript is spliced from 2 exons. Lineage: Eukaryota; Metazoa; Chordata; Leptocardii; Amphioxiformes; Branchiostomatidae.
CAGAGUCCGUGCUACUUCAGGGCGCGAAACGGCAAAGUGACGUAAAAUCUAGCGCCACCCGAUGUACGACAGUGGAAGUGCAGCCAGACGUCACGAUCUGCAAACUCAGACCAAGGUCAGACAAAGUCGACUAUUUGGAAGCAAACAACCAUAUUUCCUACGUCUACUGUGGAUGAAAGGAACAUUUUCUGUUAGAAAAUCAUGAAUGUGACAGAGCUUUUCUCUGCUGCAUCAGAUGGGGACUGCGACAAGAUCCGCUCCCUGCUGGAGGGAGGGAUGGAUGUUGAUGCCGAAGAUGACCAGGGUUGUACAGCACUGCAUCACGCAGCUAAGGCAGGGCACUGUCCUGCUAUGGAGGUGUUGUUGGACAGAGGGGCGGACAUCGAUGUAGCUGGUAACUCGGACUUGACACCCGGAAAGACAGGGCUUACAGCGCUUCACCUGGCUGCGAUGAACAGUCACUGUGCUGCGAUCUCCCUUCUCCUGAACCGAGGUGCAGAUGUGGACAAAAGGAACAUGCUUAACCAGACAGCCCUACACUUUGCUAUAAGUAGGGGUAACUGUGAUCUUGUUGGAUUGUUGGUACAUGAAAACUUUGGAUUUUGCCAACCUUUAAUGGACAAACAUCUGUUGGAAGCGCUUCAGCACAGCUCUGUCUCUACAGAAGGAGACCAUGACGAAGCUUGUUCAGUCUUGUUAGCUGGAGGAGCGGAUAUAGGGGUUGUUGAUCACUAUGGCUGCACCCUGCUACAUUACGCUGCCUUUAAAGGAAACAAUGAUGCCAUUCUCCUCCUGUUGGAUAGAGGAGCAGACCUUGAUGCACGCAAUACAUAUGGUCAUUUUCUGCUUCACUCAGCAGCAUUGGGCGGACAUAAUGACACCAUUAAUUUGCUGUUAGAUCGAGAUGUGGACAUUGAAGCAGAGGACUUUGGGGGCAGGACAGCACUCCAUUUCGCAGCACAGUAUGGUCACCACAAGACGGUACAGUUGCUGUGUUCUCGCGGUGGUGACCUAACAGGAAAGGACAAGUUUGCAGAGAUGACUCCACUUUUGUUGGCUGCUCAGAAUGGACACUGCGAUGUUAUCGAUGUUGCCUUGUCAUUAGGUGCUACCUUUGCUGAAGAGGAUGUUUUGGGCAACAAAGUGCUUCAUUUUGCCGUUCUAGGUGGUUGGAUGGAUGCUGUUACUCAUCUACUGGAUCUAGGGAUAGAGGUGAAUGCAAGGAACGAAGGUGGUGCAACAGCGCUUCACUAUGCCGUCUAUUGGAAAGAAUGCUCCUUGAAAAUGGCAGAAGUAUUACUUUUGUCUGGUGCAGACUGUAACGUGAAGGAUAUAGAAGGUCGGACACUCGUAGACGUGGCUCUGGAGGAUACAGGCAUGCAGAAAUUCCUCCUUCAUCAUUUGGAGUGUCACCCGAAUCUGAAAAGGUUGUGCCGAAGGAAGAUCCUCAGUGUUCUCGGUAAGAGUGGCCAAGAAGAAUCUGACGUCCACCAGUUUACAAUACCGCAGGAUCUGAAGGACUACCUGUUAUUCAGAGCUAUUUACUAGUGUGAAACCCUGCACUCCAUCACAUAGCAGCUUGACAAAUGACAUACAUUCCUAAACACAGUGUGUAAUUAUCAACUCCACUAGGUUUUUUACUUCAUCAGUGUGUUGCUUUUUGAAUAGCAACACAAUGAUAGCCUGACCACAAGUCAGUUGUUGUAUAAUACAUAAAAACAUGUAGGUAGUCUUUUUCCCAAGGAACAAGUGAUGAAAUCCUGGGAAAGGCACUUGUGUGGUAGGCUUGAGUGUAGUUGUAGGGGUACAGUAGCCUCGUGUGUAUAUCUAAUUGUAGAAGUGACACUAUUGUGUUAUAAUUAGCAAUGAGUGUAGCUGUAGAAGUGAUACUAUUAUGGUAGCCUUCAGUGUGCAUGUACUAGUUGUUGAAGUGACACUAGUAUUCCUAUUAAGGUAGCCAUGAGUGUAAUAGUAGAAGUGAAGUAGCCUUGUUGUACAUGUAGAAGUAACACUAGUGUGCUUAAGAUUUCAGUUUAGCUGUAGAAGUCACACCAAUGUGGUAGCCUUGAGUGUAAUGUAGUGCUACCAAACAGUUAUUAUUUGUUACCAAUUAUUGUUCAAUUGCCCAGCAGAUCUAUAACAAGACAGUAAUGAAAUAGCCAAGAAGUAUAUAACAGGCCACAUAGUAAUUUAACACCAUGUAUUUAAAAUCAUAUUUCAAUGUAUUUUUUCCUAACAGCAACACCUGGCUAGUAGUGUCUUUUGAAAGUAGCCUUGUUUUGUUAUCUUAACUAUCUAUGGUGAUUCGAGGUUUGAAACUAAUUAGUAUUAGUGCUUGGAAUUAAAAUUAUACUUCAUAUCUACUAAAUGUAGAUUUAGACUAAAUGUUUUUUUUUCUAACAUCUAACCACAGAUAGAUCAUCCUCUUUAAGAUAUGAUGUCCCCUCAUCGAAAACAGCUUUUCAAACUUUCAAACACAUAAGAUUGCGAAGUCUUUGUAGCAUGGGAGUUCAAAAUUCAUUUUGAACCUGAAGGUUCAACUGACACUCGGUCUUUGAAAGUUAUGAAAGAACAACAAUAAAGAAUCUAUUCU